This is a messenger RNA of Lepidothrix coronata (blue-crowned manakin), 1574 nucleotides long. RefSeq names its product splicing factor 3a subunit 2 (gene SF3A2). Gene Ontology annotation, molecular function: zinc ion binding; nucleic acid binding. Gene Ontology annotation, cellular component: U2-type prespliceosome; nucleus; catalytic step 2 spliceosome. The record is from RefSeq and is a predicted model, not a curated record. NCBI's taxonomy places the organism in Eukaryota, Metazoa, Chordata, Aves, Passeriformes, Pipridae. The coding region runs from base 513 to 1460 and encodes 315 amino acids. Gene Ontology annotation, biological process: spliceosomal complex assembly. The transcript has 9 exons.
GGGCAGGGGGCACUCCAGGACCUCAGCUGGGGGUUGGGGACACUGCACAGAGUCCGUGACCCUGCUGGGGGACAUGGGGGGCUCUGACCCUCUCAGGGGGUUUUUGCUGUGUGGGGGUGGCUCUGGAGCUUUGGGGGGCUGGUGGAGGAGCCCCAAACCUUGGUAGAGAGGGGGGAGGUUCUGGGGCUGUUUGUGCCAUCGGGUGAGGGUGGGAGGCUCCUUUCUGGGGGGAUGUGUCUGUGUGUGGAAAUGUCUGAGGAGAUGGAAAGGGCUCUGGGGGUUGUUUUUCUGGAUCAUUUUACUUGUGUUUACUGAGUGGGUGGUGCCAGACCCUCUCCAUGUGGAAUCUCAUCCCAUAGCAUGUUCCCAGGGCAUCUUUGGGGUUCUCAUCCCGUGUCCUCACUGACGAGGCUGAACACUCUGUGACCUCAGGUCCAGUUACCACUCACGAUGCUUCUCCUCCUUUUGUGCAGACUCUCUCCAGAGGGGGCUGAAGCACAGAAUUCCCCACCAUGGAUUUCCAGCACCGCCCUGGAGGGAAGACGGGCAGCGGAGGCGUCGCCUCGGCCUCGGAGAGUAACCGGGACCGGCGGGAGCGGCUGCGGCAGCUGGCCCUGGAGACCAUCGACAUCAACAAGGACCCCUAUUUUAUGAAAAAUCACUUGGGCUCCUACGAGUGCAAGCUCUGCCUGACACUGCAUAACAAUGAGGGGAGUUACUUAGCACAUACACAGGGGAAGAAGCAUCAGACCAAUUUGGCCCGGCGAGCUGCCAAGGAAGCCAAGGAAGCCCCUGCCCAACCUGCCCCAGAGAAGGUCAAAGUGGAAGUGAAGAAAUUUGUGAAAAUUGGGCGCCCAGGUUACAAAGUGACCAAACAGAGAGACCCUGAAACAGGCCAGCAGAGCCUUCUCUUCCAGAUCGAUUACCCCGAGAUUGCCGAGAGCAUCAUGCCCCGGCACCGGUUCAUGUCGGCCUACGAGCAGCGCAUCGAGCCCCCCGACCGGCGCUGGCAGUACCUGCUCAUGGCAGCCGAGCCCUACGAGACCAUCGCCUUCAAGGUGCCAAGCAGGGAGAUCGACAAAGCAGAAGGGAAGUUUUGGACCCACUGGAACAGGGAAACCAAACAGUUCUUCCUCCAGUUCCACUUCAAGAUGGAGAAGCCCCCGGCUCCCCCCAACCUGCCCCCGGGCCCCCCGACGGUGAAGCGGCCGCCGCCCCCUCCCCUGAUGAAUGGGCUGCCCCCCCGGCCCCCCCUGCCCGACUCCAUGCCCCCCCCUCCCCCUGGGGGCAUGACCCUGCCCCCCAUGCCCCCCCCCGGGCCCGGGCCCCCCCCCCCAGUGCCACCCCAGCUGCCCCCAGCCCCCGGGGUGCCCCCCCCUGCCCCUCUGCCCCCCAUGAUGCGGCCGCCGCUCCCCACGGAGGGGCCGGGCACCAUCCCCCCUCCACCCCCCUCCAACUGAGGCCGCUCCUGGUCCCACUGGAUUUGUCCCUUUCUAUCCUCAGAUCAUGCCCCGUUCAGGGAACAGCUCUGUUUUGUAUGAAUCUGAAUCCUGUAGGUUCAUUAAAAGGUUUUC